Molecule: messenger RNA, 2121 nt
Organism: Psilocybe cubensis
Lineage: Eukaryota; Fungi; Basidiomycota; Agaricomycetes; Agaricales; Agrocybaceae
Exons: 7
Coding region: 1-2121 (706 amino acids)
Cellular component (GO): nucleus; FACT complex
Molecular function (GO): DNA binding; nucleosome binding; histone binding
Source: RefSeq, a predicted model, not a curated record
AUGACGACCCAGUAUGAUAGGAUCUACCAUGGAAUGUCCCCGGAAACUGGCAAAUUCCGGAUGGCACCUAGUGGGAUGGCGUGGAAGGGUAUUGAGACGGAGGCUGUGACUGCUAUUCCCAAUACCGACGUUAAGUGGGCGCAGUGGCUCCGCGUCGCUCGCGGCUUCCGCCUGCGCGUGGGCAUGAAAGACCACAAGAGAGACAACUUUGACGGUUUUGCGAGGGAGGACCAUGACAAGCUUGCAAAGACGCUGCAAACCCAUUUCGGAGUGACGCUCGAGACGGUCGAGACGUCCUUCAAAGGGUGGAACUGGGGCGUCGCCGACUUCCAUGGCGAAGAGCUCGCAUUUAUGGUCUCUGACCGAACCGCAUUCGAGCUUCCCCUCCGCCACGUUGCCAACUCCAAUAUCGCCGGAAAAACCGAAGUUUCUCUUGAAUUUUCCAACCUGACUCCUUCCGCCUCGUCCUCUAACCCCAAAUCCGCGGCUUUGCUCAAACAAGCUGGUGAUGAGCUGACUGAAAUCCGCUUCUUCGUCCCUGGUACCAUCACGAAACUCAAAGGCUCCUCAUCGGACGCCGGCUCAGAUGCGGAGAAUGAUAACGAGGACGAGGAGGAGAUUAGCGCUGCGCAGGUGUUCCAUGACACGAUCAAGGAGAAGGCGUCUAUUUCCGUCGGGUCGGGAGACCUUAUACUCUCGUUUGACGAGAUAUUGGUCCUGACGCCGCGUGGAAGGUACGAUAUGGAUAUGUUCAAGGACUUUUUGCGGUUGAGGGGAAAGACAUAUGAUUAUAAAGUGCUAUAUGGGAGCAUUUCGAGGCUGUUUUUGUUGCCGAAGGAUGAUCAGCAGGUGUUAUUUAUCUUGGGCUUGAGCACGCCAAUUCGACAAGGACAGACGCUUUACCAGUACCUUGUCAUGCAAUUCACGCGGGAAGAAGAGAUUACAGCCGAGCUGAACAUGAGCGACGAGGAUCUCGCGAAAUACGACAAGCUAAAAAAGAACUACGAAGACCCGACAUAUGAAGUCGUUUCCUCCGUCUUCCGUGCUCUCUCUGGGAAGAAAAUUAUUGGCUCGGGAUCCUUCCAAUCGCGCGACGGGCACCCAGGCUUCAAAGCCAAUCUAAAAGCUAUCCAGGGCGACCUUUUCAUGCUCGAGCGAUACAUCUUCUUCGUGUCCAAGUCCCCACUGCUCAUUGAACUUGCGGAUAUCCACACUGUCACCUUCUCGCGCGUGGGCUCGGCGUCAGCUGCUCAGGCCGGUCGCACGUUCGAUAUCCAUAUCACGCUGAAGAGCGGAGGGCCGGAACACACGUUCACGAGCAUCAACAAGGAGGAGCACGAGAUUGUCGAUGCGUACCUGAAGGAUAAGAAGGUACGGGUGAAGAAUGAGAUGGUGCCGGAUGCGGAUCUGUUGAUGGCGGCCGUGGGCGCUGGGGAUGAUGAUGAUGACGAUGAUGACGAUGAGGAUAUGGCGAGUGUGUUGAGCAGUGAGGAGGAGGCGCGGAGGAGGCGUGCCAAGGCCAAGGCGAAAGCGUCUGGUGGCGGCGCGGUGAAGACGAGUGGAGGGAUGGAUGAUGAUGAUAGCGAGGAUGAUGAGGACUUUGAGGCGUCUGAAUCCGAUUCGGGCUCCCCAUCGGACAGCGACUCUUCGGAUGGCUCAGGUGCUGAGACGGCCUCUGAUGCCAGUGGUGACAUGAUGCUCACCAAACCCAAGCCCAAACCAAAGGCUAAAGCAGCCAAGGGCAAGGGCAAGGAUAACGAAGACGGCGAUGGUGGGUCGCCACCAAAAAAAGUUGUCAAGAAAAAGGCACCUGUGAAAGACAAAGACGGAAGCGAUGCAGAAAAGCCCAAGCCAAAACCAAAACCAAAAGCGAAGAAGGAGGAUGACGCAAUGGAUGUGGAUGGUGAGGGCAAGCCUAAACCCAAGCCCAAGCCUAAAGCUGCUGCGAAACCGAACUCGAGCUCAAAGGCCGGUCCAAGCAAUGGGGAUGCUAUGGACGUGGAUGUGGAUGGGGAAGAUAAACCGAAGCCCAAGUUUAAACCAAAGGCGCCAGCGGCGGUGAAGAAAGAUAGUGAUGCGGGUGUGGAACCGCCCAAAAAGAAGAUGAAGAAAACGGAUUGA